CUUCAACGGAUUGGGAUGCUGAGCACAAGGAGUUCGAACAUCUUUAAUUAUAAGAUCAUUUUCACUUCCAAAAACCAACUGGGAGAAUAUUUCAACACCCAAUCCUCGCUGAAUUUCACUCCUGCGCCCACUCUUCUGAACCGUUGCACCACAUCCAUCACAAAAAAAAGGAGCCGGGCAUAACCCUCGUCGCCAUGGGAAGCAUCACAGAGCCUUCACUCGACUAUGAAGUCAUCAUCAUUGGGGCUGGCUUUUCCGGAAUCUACUCUCUCAUCAAAAUGAGGGAGUUGGGGGUGCGGGUAAAGGUGAUCGAAGCAGGCAGUCAAGUGGGGGGCACAUGGUACUGGAAUCGUUAUCCCGGUGCUCGAUUCGACUCUGAAAGUGUUUCCUACGGUUUCUCUUUCUCCAAAGAACUUCUUGAUGAGUGGAAGUGGGAAGAGAGCUUCUCACCUCAGCCGGAGACCGAGAAAUACGCGAACUUCGUUUGCGACAAAUUCGACCUUCGUCGGGACAUUCAGCUUGACACUCGAAUCACCGCUGCUCAGUUUCACGCCAGCAGUCGGUCCUGGCAAUUAAUGAGCGAAGUUGGAGAGACUUUUACCUCGAGAUAUCUCAUCACGGCCAUGGGGCCAUUGACGCAGGCAACUUUGCCGAAUGUACCGGGCGUUCGUGAUUUCAAAGGCCAAGCGUUUCACACUUCCCGAUGGCCAGAUGAUUCUCCGGAUCUAUCCAACAAGAGAGUGGCAGUUAUUGGAACCGGGGCCACCGGAAUACAAACCAUCCAGACAAUCGCCAGCGAUGUUGGACACUUGGCUGUGUUUCAGCGGCAGCCUAAUUGGUCAAAACCGCUUCACAACACCAAAAUAUCUGAUGAAGAGAUGGCAAAGAUCCGACUACGUUACCCAGAGAUCUUCCAGCGGUGCAAAGAGACCUCAAACGCUUUCAUACACGGAAAUGGGGACACGAGAAAAACAGUAGAGGUUCCUAAGGAGGAACGCGAAGCAUUCUGGGAGAAACUCUAUGCAGAACCGGGCUUCGGAAUUGUCCUAUCCAAUUUCCAGGAUAUCCACAAAGAUAAAGAAGCAAACGGCCUUCUCAGUGAGUUCAUUGCAAAUAAGAUUCGGUCGCGAGUCCACGACCCUGCCAUUGCCGAGAAACUGAUUCCGAGAAACCACGGUGUUGGUACGAAAAGAUUACCGCUUGAAACGCAUUAUUUCGAGGUUUACAACCAACCAAAUGUCGAGUUGGUCGACCUUCGCGAUACUCCUCUUGAGUGCAUCACGGAAAAGGGAAUCCGGACCACGGAGAAAGAGCAUGAAUUUGACAUCAUCAUCUACGCCACUGGCUUCGAUGCCAUUACCGGAGCCUUUGAUGCCAUCAACUUCAUUGGCGUAAAUGGUACAAAACUGCGAGACAUGUGGAAGGAAGGCCCCAGAACAUAUCUCGGCAUAACGGUGCAGGAUUUCCCUAACAUGUUCAUGAUCAUGGGUCCACAUCAAGCCAUGGGGAACAUUCCAAGGAGCAUUGAGUAUGCUGUUGCAUGGGUAUCUUCUCUCAUCGCCUUCUGCCGCGAACGCGGUAUCACGUGGGUGGAGCCCACGCCAGAGCUUACGGAGGAGUGGUAUGAGCAUGUCAAUAAUUGUGCUGUUGGAUUGCUGGCCAACGAUGUUGACUCGUGGAUGACUGGCGUCAACAAGAAUGUGGCAACUCGGCAGAAGCGGAUCAUAAUGCGGUAUCAGGGCGGAAUUCUCGUUUUUAGAAAGUACUGUGAUAGGGUGGCGGCAAGUAAAUAUGCCGGCAUGAAGCUGUUGUAGAAGAGAUAAAUUGAUUUAUUAUGGAGUUAUACUGAGCG
Hyaloscypha bicolor E is the source of this 1852-nucleotide messenger RNA. RefSeq names its product FAD/NAD(P)-binding domain-containing protein. The record is from RefSeq and is a predicted model, not a curated record. Bases 195 to 1814 code for a protein of 539 amino acids. The transcript has a single exon. Lineage: Eukaryota; Fungi; Ascomycota; Leotiomycetes; Helotiales; Hyaloscyphaceae.